AUGGCUGCUGCCACCGAAGCCCCCAAUAUGGACCAACAGGUCGACCUGUCCACGAUCCCCAUCUCUCCCAACGGAAAGAGCGAAGGCGCCGAAGCCAAGGACGGUGACAAGCCUGUCACGGUUUUCCACGACAAGGACAACUUCAAUGUCAAGCAUCCUCUUCAGAACAAGUGGACUCUGUGGUUCACCAAACCCCCGAGUGGAAAGGGCGACAACUGGAACGAUUUGCUCAAGGAGGUCAUCACCUUUGACUCCGUUGAAGAAUUCUGGGGAGUCUAUAACAAUGUUGCCCCCGUCUCCGAACUCGCCCUCAAGUCCGACUACCACCUGUUCAAGGCGGGAGUACGUCCCGAGUGGGAAGACCCUCAGAACAAGCACGGUGGUAAGUGGUCGUAUCAGUAUAAAGACAAGCGAAACGUCGAAGUCGACCGCCUGUGGCUGCAGGUCAUGAUGGGUGCCAUCGGUGAAACCCUGGAGGAGGAGGAUGACGGCGAGGUCAUGGGUGUUGUCGUCAACGUGCGAAAGGCGUUUUAUCGUAUCGGUGUGUGGACUCGCACUAUUGGUAAGAGCAUUCCUGGCCGUGGUGACGGAGACGUUGCCGGUGGCAAGGGCCGUAGCGGUGAGAAGAGUAAGGAUAUUCUGAUGUCUAUUGGACGACGCUUCAAGGAGGUUCUUGAGCUGCCGAGCAACGAGCAGGUUGAGUUCUCUGGCCACUCCGACAGUGCUCACGCUGGUAGCACGAGAGCCAAGGCCAAGUAUACUGUGUAA
This is a messenger RNA of Pochonia chlamydosporia 170, 768 nucleotides long. RefSeq names its product translation Initiation Factor Eif4e. Lineage: Eukaryota; Fungi; Ascomycota; Sordariomycetes; Hypocreales; Clavicipitaceae. Bases 1 to 768 code for a protein of 255 amino acids. Gene Ontology annotation, molecular function: translation initiation factor activity; RNA 7-methylguanosine cap binding. Gene Ontology annotation, biological process: translational initiation. Gene Ontology annotation, cellular component: eukaryotic translation initiation factor 4F complex; cytoplasm. The record is from RefSeq and is a predicted model, not a curated record. The transcript is spliced from 3 exons.